CACAAUACAGCACAAACACAAACAUCACAAACAUUUGAACUCUCAACACAUCGAACAAUUCCAUCAUAUCGGCCAAAAACAUCACCAUAAACUAAGGACUAAGCUACUGAAACUCACUUCCUUGACCCACUCUUGUCUCUGUUUCAUCCCCUUCCAGUCUCUCUCUCUUUCCCAACGCUUCAAUUUGCACCCCUUCAUUUCACUUUCUCUCUCUCUCUCUCUCUCUCUCUCUCUCUCUCACACACACACACACACACACACACACACACACACACACACAUACAGCUUCUAAUUCAGCUCCUUUUUUCCAAGUUUCAGUGAUGGUGGAAGAAAAUCUGAAAAUAUCUCGACCCAGUGGCGUUUUUGCACGGAAUGAAGCUAACGGGGAAAUGGGGUUCUAUCUGACAGGGUUUUGAAGUCGAGAAAUCGUGAAACAUUGAAUUUUUAGGGUUGGUGGGGGGUUGUUUUUGCAUGUGGGAAUGGAAGCGAGGAUGAAGAAGUACAACCGGCAAGUGAGUCCUGAGAGGGCCAAAGUGUGGACUGAGAAGUCACCAAAAUACCACCAGAGUUUGAAGGUACCCGUGAUUUACUACCUAUCUCGAAACCGGCAGCUAGAGCACCCUCAUUUCAUGGAGGUCCCACUUUCUUCACCCGAUGGACUAUACUUGAGAGAUGUGAUUGAUAGACUUAAUGUGUUGAGAGGUAGAGGCAUGGCUUCCUUGUAUUCAUGGUCUUGCAAGAGGAGCUACAAGAGUGGAUUUGUGUGGCAUGAUCUGUGUGAAGAUGAUAUAAUUCUACCAGCUCAUGGAAAUGAGUAUGUUCUCAAGGGUUCUGAGCUCUUUGACGAAUCAAAUUCAGAUCGUUUCAGUCCCAUUAGCAAUGUUAAAACACAAAGUGUGAAGCUGUUGCCGGGGCCAGCUUCUUCUCGGAGCCUGGAUGAGGGCUCAUCCUCUUCUAGCAUGAAUGGGAAGGAGACAAGAAUCUCCCAAGAUGAUGAGCUUUCCCAAGAUCCACACACUGGUUCCUCUGAUGUUUCUCCAGAGUCUAGAGCUGAAAAGAGUGAUGCUCUAAGCUUGGCAUUGACAGAGUACAAAAUUUAUAAAACUGAUGGAUUGGCCGAUGCUUCAACUCAGACAGAAGAAAAGGACAACAGAUCCAGAGCUCAGAAAACUUGCACAAGGGGUGUAUCAACAGAGGAUGGGUCGUUAGAAUCCGAAUGUCAUGAAAUUUGUCAAGCUGAAGCUCCCCAAGUGAAAGAUACUCCACGAAUCUGUAGGGAUGCCGUUUCUCGUCCUCCCUCAACUUCAAGUUCCUCAUCUUUUGUGGGGAAGGCUGAAACUUUGGAAUCUCUGAUUAGAGCUGAUGCUAGUAAAGUGAAUAGCUUUAGGAUUCUGGAGGAGGAGAGCAUGCAGAUGCCAACCAACACGAGGAUGAAAGCUUCAAAUUUGCUGAUGCAACUGAUCUCAUGUGGCUCAAUAUCAGUGAAAAACCAUAGUUUUGGCCUUAUUCCUUCCUAUAAGCCCAGGUUUUCCAGUUCCAAAUUUCCUUCUCCCCUGUUCUCAACUUCUUUCGUGUUGGGGGAGUUUGAUUGCUUAGCUGAGAAUCCAAAGCUGAUGAGCCUCAGAUUGGAAGACAAAGAAUAUUUUAGUGGAAGCUUAGUUGAGACUAAACUGAAGGAGGGAGAUGGACAUAAUGUUCUGAAACGCUCUUCUUCCUACAAUGAUGAGAGGACAUUUAAAGAACAGAAACAGCAAGAAGACAAAGAGGAAUCAUCCUCGGGACAUUCAAAAUGCACUCCUCGAUCAAUUAAGGCUUCAUUGACCAAGCAUCCCCGAAGUGAAUCCAUGAGAUCUCCUGUUUCUGAUGGACCUCGGAACUCAUCAGAUAGAAUUGAUGGCUCAGGCAUAUCCCCAGUAACAUCUAAUGGUAGCAGCAAAAGGAUCACUGAAUCUUCCACAGGAAAAAAACAAUCGAAGAGGAUAGACUCAUUUAAAGAAGAGGAGGAGGUGAUUAAAAUUGAAGAAAGGCUUGCUUCAGGAGCUCGGGUUAUAAUCCAAUCCAAACCAUUUUCAGACACUGCAUCUAGCAGCUGUUGAAAAUUCAAGCUUCAGAUGUUAGACACCUGAAAAACUGCUGGUUUUUCAGCUUUAGUUUGAAUUCAACAUGAUUGUAUAUAUCUUGGUAGGUCCAUGUGACAUUUCCUUAAGCUUACAAAGUAAAAUUAUUUUGACAAUCGACACAAUGCAAAGGGUGCAGCUACUAGAGCAGGUGUGGUCCCAGUGGUCCAUUUCCUUGAAUAUAUUGUGCUGGAUAGAGAGGGACUGCUAUCCUGAAAUGAAAUGAUUGCACAUUCUGCUGUAACUCCUGAUGCAAUAUCUUCCUUUUGCACCCUUCCU
This is a messenger RNA of Glycine soja, 2396 nucleotides long. RefSeq names its product protein UPSTREAM OF FLC-like. NCBI's taxonomy places the organism in Eukaryota, Viridiplantae, Streptophyta, Magnoliopsida, Fabales, Fabaceae. The record is from RefSeq and is a predicted model, not a curated record. Bases 480 to 2096 code for a protein of 538 amino acids. The transcript is spliced from 7 exons.